GAGCGAGAUAAAACAACCGAUCACGCACUGUUACCAGCGCAUGUUAACGGCCUAGCACGUGAACAGUUUGGCUCGGUAUAUCGCGCUCUGGCCGUCGUCGUCGUGACGACGCUGCGUCGUUGGCAAUCGUGUGCGUGCAUGUCGCGGUUGUAAAAACGUUCGCACACGAUCCAGUUGCGCGCCGCCGCCGAGAAAAAUGUUGAGAUUUCGAAAAUUAUUCCCGCGAUCCUGCUCGAUCAUAGGAAUGGUGCACGUAGGAGCGCUCCCUGGAACGCCGAGGUACGGAGGAUGUUUUGAGAAGAUCGCGACGGACGCGGUCAAGGAGGCCCAGAUAUACUCGGACUGUUGCGUGGACGGCAUUCUGUUGGAAAAUAUGCACGACGUUCCCUACGUGAGGCACAAAGACCUGACGCCAGAGGUCACAAGCACAAUGACGAAAAUCUGCACGGAAGUGAGAAACAUCGUGCCACGUGAUAUUCCGUGUGGCAUACAGAUUCUCGCGGGAUGCAACAAGGAGGCGAUCGCGGUAGCCAAAGCCGCGGGGCUGCAAUUUAUCCGAGUCGAAGGAUUUGUCUUCUCCCACGUGGCCGAUGAGGGUUUCAUCGACGCGAUCGCCGGACCUUUGUUGAGAUACAGAAGAUACAUAGACGCGGACGACGUUCUUGUUUUCGCCGAUGUUAAGAAGAAACAUAGUUCGCACGCGAUCACGUCCGACGUUAGCUUGUCGGAAACGGCGAGAGCCGCGGAAUUUUUUCUAGCCGACGGUGUCGUCGUAACCGGCACGGCGACCGGCGAGGAAGUUAACGCAAAGGACUUCGCAGAAGUGCGCGUCGCGACGAGGCUGCCGGUGCUGAUCGGCUCGGGCGUGACGUUAGACAAUGUGGACAGCUACUACGCGGCGGACGCGCUGAUCGUUGGAUCGCACCUGAAGACGAACGGCCGUUGGGAAAACGCGCUCGACCCGCGGCGAGUACGCGCCUUCGUCGGGCAUUUAAAAAGUCGACGACAACAAACAACGACGCGAAUGUAGCGAGAAAGCGAAAACGCCGUGGAAAGAACCACGUCCAGCGAGUAGUCAGCCAGCCCAGCCAGUUACGAAGGAAUCGGCAGCUGUUCGACCAGCUGACCGAACUCCCACCUUCGAUCGACUCCGCGCUCGCUGACGGGGCUGAAUUCUGCACAUGUGCGAAGCGGACGCUUUGGCGCCCGGAGACAACAAAAUACAUAUAUCGAUCUACAAAGGAAAUAAUUAAGAGAAUGUUGAGGAAAACUAUUGAAGUUCGCUACGUAUAUUUUUUUUAUCUACAAAAUACGGACUAUACGCGAAAUUCUAAACGCUCUCCUGAUAAAUUUUCGCAUUUUUUUUAAUAGAGAGAUAAAAUCAAACCGGUAUUGAAUAAUUUAUUUCGAAACUAGUCAUCUUGUGUUACUCAAGACUCUCUCUCUCUCUCUCUUUCUCUCCGCGACUCUUUGCUGACGAGAUAAAAGAUUACGCGUGACUUGUAAAUUGAAGACUUAAGUCUCAGAAUAUAAUAAAAACAUGUAUCGCAAGUUACCAAGUUGGGAAAUCUAAAAGCGGAAAUAAUCGCGAAUGUCGAUAAGUCGCUUUUGGAGACGGGCACGUCUCGGCGCAACGUAAUCUAAGAAUAAUUAAAAUUGUCAUAUUAGAGAGAGAGAGAGAGAGAGAGAGAAGAGAGAGAAAAGAAAAAUCAUUAUUCUAGACGUAAAACACAACAUAUCGUGGUCUCGCAUCACCACCCUCGUUAGAAUACACUCCUGGCAUCGCUUCUACGGGCACCCUACCGCGUCGACAUUAUCCUUCCCCUCUACGCUCUCCCUGUUCGCUCUCGCCCCUCUGCAUCAAGAGGAUACCCCUUCCAUUCCAC
This is a messenger RNA of Pseudomyrmex gracilis, 1886 nucleotides long. RefSeq lists its product as uncharacterized. The record is from RefSeq and is a predicted model, not a curated record. The transcript has 6 exons. Bases 197 to 1030 code for a protein of 277 amino acids. NCBI's taxonomy places the organism in Eukaryota, Metazoa, Arthropoda, Insecta, Hymenoptera, Formicidae.